AUGUGCGGCAAUCCCAAAUCGAGCAGCCAAGCAGCAAGCAACCUUUCCCCGGGCAAACGAGUCAUCGCACCGAUCGCCAAUGAACUAGCAACCUGCACAUCCAUCAGCCAGCCUGGCAGCCAGCCCCCUUAUCAGCAUCACCACCAUCGUCUUUGGUGCUUCAGGUUAGUUGCCAUUAGCAUUAUCAGUGCCACUGCCACCCGACUCGUGAUAUCUGCAGAUAACGAUAAGACCAUGCUCCGGCCCGGGCUCCACUCCUCUCCCCCGCACCCGUUCAACGUAAGGCAAGUCAACCGCGCACCACAACGCAUCACACACCACGCAACUCAUGGUGACUGUGGUUCUGGCGCAGUGGCACGCUGCAUCCGAACCGGCGUCUGCAGAUCGGACCCAUCUCCCGAAAGUACCACACGUUUCCUCCCCCUUUUACACUUGCGUAUAGAUACGCUCUGUGAGACCUGUACAUCGGAGGAGAAAGCGGGCACGGCAUCGUGGUAA
Molecule: messenger RNA, 498 nt
Organism: Colletotrichum abscissum
Lineage: Eukaryota; Fungi; Ascomycota; Sordariomycetes; Glomerellales; Glomerellaceae
Exons: 1
Coding region: 1-498 (165 amino acids)
Source: RefSeq, a predicted model, not a curated record